AUGGAGCGGGCAGCCCCGGGUGCCGUCGGGUGGCCCUUCCCGAGAGGGGCCUGGCUCGACGCGGCGCUGAACGGCGACCUGGUGCCGGGGCUGCCGCUGUGGGCUGGUGCACGGGUCCUGGGGCGUGUCAAGGACGACGACGGGGCGCCGCAGGGCGUCGAGAUGCUCGAAGUGGAGGUCGCCUACCAAGCGGACGCCUUCGGCCGUUUCUUCAAGGGCCGGCACGUGGGCGCCAGCGACCCGUACUUCUCAUGGUAUGCAGCCUCCUCCGGGCAGCAGGGCGCGCGCCCCCUGGCCACGGUCUUCCACCUCUGCAAGUGCAGCGCCGCCGAGUGCGGGGCGGUCGCCCCCGUGGGCGCAGUAGUCGAGCACUUGGACGUGUGGCAGGUGGUGGACCCCCGCGAUGUGGCCCGCGAGCAGGCGAAGCUCAUCUGCCCGGCCGCAGACCCUGGAGCGCCUGUGCUGGCCGACGCGCCCUCGGCCGAGCCGAUGCCUGGAGAGCUCGGCGGCUGGCCGCUCGGGGACGGGGCCAACGAGGACGAGGAGGAGCCUCGCGGGCCACCGCGCAAGCGAGCCCGCGAGGUGGAGGGCACCCAGACCCCUGGCGGACCAGGAGAGACGAGCCCGCUCGACCAGGAGCUUGCUGGGCUCGAGGAGACCGCCGAGGACCCAGAGCUCGAGGCGCGGCUGGCGCGGCUCGGGGGCAAGGCAGCUCGUGGUGGGCCGAGGCAGGGCACGCCCAAGAAUGCUGCGCGCCCAGCAGGAGCCGUGGCCGAGCGUCUGGCGCAGGUGGUAGCUGGCCGAGCCGCCGCUGCUGCCCCUGCGCGCGCCAGCGCCACGGGGUCGAGGAGCAGGCUGGCGUCAGCGUUGACCGCUGCGCUCCUGGGGCGCGACGACGACGACGCGGAGGACGGCGCGGAGAGCGACACGGAGCGCCUCGGGGGCCGCGAUCGCUACCAGGGCGUGAACAUCAAGCGCGACUUGUUCCGCAGGAUCGCUCGGCAGCGGCCUGGUGCUCUCCUCGAGAAUGGGCUCGGCCACCUGCGCAGCCAGUUCACCCAGCAGCUGUCCGCGGGCGAAGCCGACCCUCUGGCCCCAUGCGUCACGCAGUUCCUGAACACGGUGUUCUUCGUUGCUCACCCGCCGCGCACGCUGGGGACAGACGAGGUGCGGGUCCUCCGCACGCUGGGGCUGGCGCUCGACGGCAUCCUGCGCGGAGAGGUCGUCGAGACUGCGGAUCUGCUCAUGCAGGAGUUCAAGGCGCGGACGAUGGCCAUCCGCGACGGGAACUGGCGGUCGGCACGGUGGCUCACGCUGGUCGCGCAGGAACAGCUUCCAUCAGGCGCCUCUCUGGACGAGGAGAACGCUGCCGAGAAGGUCGAGGCCCGGGAGCUGAAGGCGAUGAGGAUCCUUGCCGGACGAGUUCCAGGCGACGGUCCCGCAGCUCCCCCCGCCGAGAAGAAGCCGCCAGCAGCGCGGAGGGCCAGCCGCAGUCCCACGCGGUCAGUCCAGCUCCUGAGCGACUCGGAGGGGGACCUCGACGCAGCAGCCGCCGCCCGCGUGCCACCAGCGGAGGCGGCGGCAAUCCGGAGCUUCGCGCAGCACAAGGCGGCCCACCCGAGGCGCGAGGGCGAGAUCCAGGACGGCCUGGGUUCGGGCGUGAGGGCCGACACGGCUAAGGCCGCGGCCCAGAACACGCCCCCGCCUGCCCUCCGCCCGCCUGAGCGGCAGCUACGCGGCAGCUCGCAGGCUCGGCGGUGGCGCCAGAUGCUAGCCGAGGUGGGCACGGGCGUCAGCUCCAAGUUCAGGCUUGCCCUCGCAGUUCACGAGGCGGUGCACGGCUCGCCAGGGGCGAUCGGGCGGUGCGUUCGUAAGAUGUGCACUUCGCCAGACCCCACGGCCAGCUUCGCGCGGCUGCGCGAGGUGUUGCCGUUACCGCUGCCCGACGCCCCACUCUUCGAGAGGUACCGUGCCGCCUGGUACCUGCACCAGCAGCUGCCGGAGACCUGCGAGGUAGACGCCGCCACGGCGCAGGGGUGGGCCCAGCUCGUGGUCUUCAGCCUGAACUACCAGUACACGGGGCACAUGCGCAGUCCCACCGUCGCCGCGAGGCGGCCCACGGCUAGCCAGGUUAGUGCGCUCGGCAUUGUGCAGGAGGCCUGUGAGUAUUUCGUUCAGGAUGCCGCCACAGCCUUCGAGCUCCCUGACUGGGACCAGGUCAUCUCGUCGAGGACCGUCUCCUACGGGGGCGAGGAGACGGCCCGCGCCUUGCCGCUCUCGCUCGCGGGCAUCAUGCCAGGCCUCCCCGCGCGCGGCGUCGCCGCCUCGGUCAAGGCGGUCGACAUCGCGGACGCUCAGGUGGGCGCCUGGCUUGCCGACCCCACGCUGGCUUUGCUCCCACGAGAUGAGUGGCCUGCAGAGGUCCCGCGGGCGGCGAUCCAGGUCACGUCCAAGCAGGAGUGGUACCGCAUCGGGACCAAGCUCGUCGAGCUGGGGCUGGCGGCGCCGAUCGCCGACGACCGCAUCUUCAAGGUCGGGAACCGCAAGGUGCUUGCGGGGGCGUUCGGGGUCGCCAAGGGAGGCACGCCGUCACCUGGCCAGGCGUGCGUCCAGCGGUUAAUCAUCAACAUGGUCCCGGCCAACAGCUACCAGCGCAUCAUGAGGGAUGACAUCGGGACCCUUAGCGCGUCGCCCUCGUGGGUCGCCAUCCCGCUCCCAGAGGGUCACAUGCUGCUCUGGUCCUCGGAUGACCAAGCCUCCGCUUUCUACUGCUACGAGCUGCCCGAGGCCUGGCAGCCAUACAUGACCCUCGCGGAGGCGAUCCCGAACGAGCUCAUCGGUGUGCCGGGUCCUGGGAAGACUCACCUCGCGCUGCGCGUCAUCCCGAUGGGCUGGAUCAACGCGGUCACGGUGUUUCAGCACUGCCACAGGCGCCUCGGGUUCGGCUCUCGCCCCCUCGCCGCGGGGUUUCCCGCAGAGCUCGAGUGGCGCAAAGACCGGCCGCUUCCGUUCAAGUCGAAGGAGCUCGAGCAGCAGUGGAUCCAGUACUACAUCGACGACUGGGACCAUGGCGAGGUGGUGCCCAACGCGAUGGUCGCGGAGCUCCUCGGCACGAUGAGCUGCGCGCAGGAGGAGCAGAGGGCCGCCUACGGCCGCUCGGGGAUCAGCGUCGCCCCCGGCAAGGCCAAGCACCGCGCGCUGGUCCUGGUGCGGAUGGGCGCGGGUCUUGACGGGGCCGUCGGCCGGGUCGGAGUACGUUCCGAGUAUGCGGGUUAUUUGAUGUAUUUUCCGGACGUCGGCGCUCGCGGCGCUUUAACUCUUCUCUACUAA
Messenger RNA from Prorocentrum cordatum, 3330 nucleotides. The record is from the annotation of a GenBank genome assembly. NCBI's taxonomy places the organism in Eukaryota, Dinophyceae, Prorocentrales, Prorocentraceae.